AUGGCCACAGUCUUUUUCGCCUCUGCCGUCGACGGCGUCGGCACGCAGAAUGCCCCCAAACAUCUCCACUUCUACAUGCACGACGGCUACACUGGCCCCAAACCCACCUCCGUUCUAGUCGUAAACGGGACUGGCCAGCCGCUGAAGGGCUCCGGCGGAGGCGCCCGCUUCGGCGACACAGUGGUCAUGGACGACCGCCUUACCGAGGGCCCUACGCUGGCGUCGAGAGUCGUCGGGCGCGCCCAGGGAUUCACCGUAACGGCGUCCCAGGGCGAUCCCGCAAUGAUCCUCGCCAUGAACGUGCUGCUCACCGACGGGCUUUACAACGGGAGCUCGCUGACCGUGAUGGGCCGCAACGACAUCGCGAUGCCGGAGAGGGAGCUGACGGUGGUCGGCGGGACCGGGGCUUUCAGGAUGGCCACCGGGUACGUACUCUGGAAAACCGCGAGCUGGCGCGGGAGGAACGCCGUCCUCGAGCUGGAUGCCUACGUCUACGUCAGUCCCGCCGCCGCCCGUGCAUGA
This is a messenger RNA of Lolium rigidum, 522 nucleotides long. RefSeq names its product dirigent protein 1-like. The coding region runs from base 1 to 522 and encodes 173 amino acids. The record is from RefSeq and is a predicted model, not a curated record. The transcript has a single exon. Lineage: Eukaryota; Viridiplantae; Streptophyta; Magnoliopsida; Poales; Poaceae.